ACGGCGCGCGUCGCCUUGGGAGAGUCUGGGUACCGCCAUCAUGUCGACGGCUAUGAACUUCGGGUCCAAGAGCUUCCAGCCGCGUCCCCCGGACAAGGGUAGCUUCCCUCUCGAUCACUUCGGUGAAUGUAAAAGCUUUAAAGAGAAGUUCAUGAAGUGUCUCCGGGACAAUAAUUUUGAAAAUACUUUGUGCAGAAAUGAAUCAAAAGAAUAUCUAGAGUGCAGGAUGGAGAGGGAACCCAGUCUGGCAGAGGCCUUGUCUGAAGACAGGUUGACAAAAAGCAAUCCAUUCUGGGCCUGUUUUCAAUUUUUCCUUAACAAACUCAGACGUUCCCCUCCAGGCAAGCUCCGCUGUGCUUCUUGGACCCCAGGCAGCUGAUGGCACAGGAACCCCUGGAAAAGCUGGGCUUUGGAGAUCUGAUUGAUGGAAAAUCAGACAAAAACUGAGCUGUGCUGGGAGGAAGCCCGAGGCUGUGUGGGGUCGCUCGGACUCCUCUGCCCCCACAGCGUGCUCAUAGGUACCGUGGCUCAGAAGGGGACUGUGGGGGUGCCCGCGAGAUGCUGCUUGGGACCACGCCAGACGCCCUCCCUGGGGACGUGCCUUGAGGCCAGGAAACGGCUCCUCUUCUGCAGCUUCUGAAAGGAUUUUGGAAAAGUGGUAUCCCUUUAGAUUCCUGUUUCCCUCAGGCUUGUGAAGGUUUAUCCUGAGUUCGUGUGGGUGACAGGGCUCCCGGGGAGGUGAGGUGUCAGGUGCCCACCCAGGGCACCGUGGGCGCCAGUGAGGUGCCGGGUUCACGUCGUCAGCUAUGUGUGUCCUUUCUGCGCUGGUAGUGUUCAGCAUAAACGUUACAUGGAAGUUACGUAGACAUUGUCAGGAAAACGUUCUUAGCAAGUGGGUUGCUCUUUGUACUCAUAAGCCUAUACUCUGUUUCCUUUUCUUUUUUUUUUUUUUUU
This is a messenger RNA of Odocoileus virginianus texanus, 954 nucleotides long. The record is from RefSeq and is a predicted model, not a curated record. Lineage: Eukaryota; Metazoa; Chordata; Mammalia; Artiodactyla; Cervidae.